This is a messenger RNA of Closterium sp. Naga37s-1, 1014 nucleotides long. NCBI's taxonomy places the organism in Eukaryota, Viridiplantae, Streptophyta, Zygnematophyceae, Desmidiales, Closteriaceae. The record is from the annotation of a GenBank genome assembly.
AUGAACAAGCAGAUUGCCGCUGGUCGCAAGCCCGCCGACCCUGUUCCCGUGGGUACUACGUCGCCGGGCGGCACUUCCUUUGAAGCCCCCCGUGACGUGCCAUCCUGUGUGCGCCGUGGUUCUGAUCGGGUAGCGUCAACAUGCACCGUUGACGACGACACCUUCCUCAACGAGGAGGACGAGUCCGACUAUAACGAGUACGGUAUUGGCACGGACGACGACGACGACUCGGGUGACAAGGAAGACAAGGGCAUGUCCGACGAUGACGACGAGGCGGAGGGCGACGACGACGAGGUUCCGGAGGAAGCGCAGCCCGAGAUACAUGCUGGUCGUCAUGGCCAUUCCAAUCCCGCAAGCGGGAUUAAGACCGCCGCCAAGGGUGGUGAUCCCCCCCGCCGUGCGCCGAAGACCCGCGAUCAGAUCCCUGUCAAGCGGAGCUGCUGGUCUCAGCGGGAGAAUGCGAUCUUCGUCGCCGCGCGCUGGUUCACGAAGGAUGAAGUCGAGCCACUCAUCGAGAAGCAGGGCUCUCAGUACUGGGCCCGCCUUGUGCUUUGCAUCGAGAAGGAGAACCCCGACAGGGAGCGCGACGUUAAUGCCGAAGCACUGGCGCAACCUCGUGAGCAUCUACAAGCAGUUGAAGAAGGGGGAGAAGGCGUCGGGGAAAGUACCCCUACAUCCAACCGUCCUCGCGUUGCAGAGACGGCCAUCAUGGCAGAAGCCAAGCUGGUCUGUUUCACCAUCAAGGGGUGCCACGUUGACGCGAUGUCCAAGCUUCAGGGCCUCGUGCGCGCCUGGAUGCAGCAGGAUGAGCUGCUUGCAAGCGAGCGCAUGCAACAGACCGCCCCAGCUCCACCACCGCGUUAUGACGUUCUCGAGGGGGCGGCCGCCCAGCCCGCGACAGCCGGCGCCGAAGGGGCCGACGACGGAUGGUACCGUCACGCACAACCAACAGAUGGUACCACUAACCAAAAUGCGGGCGAGGAGGAGGUGUGGGUUCGCGGCGUCGACAAGUAA